Molecule: messenger RNA, 2286 nt
Organism: Pollicipes pollicipes
Lineage: Eukaryota; Metazoa; Arthropoda; Thecostraca; Pollicipedomorpha; Pollicipedidae
Product: proton channel OtopLc
Biological process (GO): proton transmembrane transport
Cellular component (GO): membrane
Molecular function (GO): proton channel activity
Source: RefSeq, a predicted model, not a curated record
GCCGCCUUCUGGGGCUGGACUCGAGCGCCCCGCGAGACGGCUCCGGCAGGGACGCUGACUCAGUGAGCCAGGCCAGCAGAGCCUCGCACCGCAAGCCCUACCUGGUGCUGGUGGCCAAUUACGGCAGCUUCUACCUGCGCAUGGGCGCCGUCCUGUUCGGGAUCGGCAGCAUGAUCUACUCUGGUCUAGUGAUGGGCCAGUAUUUUGAAAUGUCUUCUUCGGACGACUGCACGAACAUUCUGGUGGUCAUCACGCCGGGACUACAGCUGGCGUUCACAUUUGUCCAGAUGUACUUCAUCUUUCUCAACGCCAGUAUGUGCGUGAACCAACACAAGCUGGUGGCGCGGUUCGGCCUGAUGCACAUGGUGGGCACCAAUCUGUGCGUGUGGCUGAAAGUGGUGAUCGAGGAGACCAAGCACGAGCUAGUGCACCUGCUAGGAGGACACGAGCUGGACGGCGACUCCUUGUCGGAGGAGAAAUCUCUCCCCAGCCCGACCGAGCUCUCGUCCGAGAGUCACGAGGACCUCGACUUCCUCCUGAGCGACCUGGAACAUUUCCGGACGGCCGUGGAGGGCACGGCGCUAACCAAGUGCGUGCGCUCGGACAUCAUGGGUCGGCUGGUGGACUCGGCAGCGCCGUUCCUCUUCCCCUGCACCAUCGAGUACUCGCUGAUCUGCGCCGCCACACUCUACGUCAUGUGGAAGAACCUAAACAAGUUGAAUACGGUGUGCGUCAUACGCGACGUCAGCCUCUCCACGCUCUCCGAGAAGAACAGGAAGCAUCAGUAUUCGGUCGACUGCGCCAGGGCUUCAAAAGGUCUGUUCCUGGGCAUCCUGGUGUUUGUUGCGUCAGUUAUUUCUCUGAUUCUGUUCUUCGUGCUCAUCAAUAAGAGCAGCACGCGAGGAGUGGCCAUCCUGAGCGCCAGCAUGACGGAGCUGGUGUUGUACAGCGUCACCGUCCUGGCUACCCUUGUCGGCAUGGUGCAGAUCCAGCGACUCAGGUACGACACAGACAGAAACAUAGAGCUGGACAACAUCCUAUUGGUCGUGGCCCAAACUGGAGUUUAUUUGUACGCUUCAUUCAACAUCAUCGGCUCACACUUCUCCGGUGACGUCUACUAUCUGGUCACGGGCGUCAUGUCUAUUGUACAGGUUACCGUGCAGACCAUGUUCAUACUGGACGCUUCCUGCCGUCAGGCCUACAGAUCACGCCAGGUGCGAGACAAGCCCGGCCGGGAGGUGGUCACAUUCCUGCUCAUCUGCAACCUGGCCAUGUGGUGUAUCAACACGUUCGAGACGUCCCGCUCCGACGCGCACCCAAAGCAGCUGCACUUCUUCGGCUUCUGGGCGUGGACCAUCAUCAGCCACGUGUCCAUGCCGCUGGCCAUCUUCUACCGCUUCCAUAGCACUGUGUGCCUCUGCGAGAUCUGGAAAAGGGCGUACAAGUACAAGCCGGAGGCGGUCUGAGCGCUGAGAUGUUAUCGCUGGCCAUCUUCUACCGCUCCCAUAGCACUGUGUGCCUCUACGAGAUCUGGAAAAGAGCGUACAAAUACAGGCCAGAGGCGGUCUGAGCGCUCACAGGUUAUCGCCAUUUGGAACGCGAUCAGUUCUUGGUGUGCUGGGAAGAGAAGGAUUCGAUUUCCCUUUGAUAAUGAAUUGUGCCCCGUUCCCAGUGCCACAUGGCUUUUCGGCCAUUUAACCAAUGUCAUGUGAUGUUUAACCUGCCAUUGUGAUUUGUUCUGUGUCCAGCCGUAUACCCGCGUCUCAUAUCGAACUAUUUGAAUUGUUCCGCUGUGGAGGAUUUUCGUCGCCGUCAUGCAUCUCAACACAAUUUGGUUGUCAGCUGCACGACAGAGCAACUUUUUUAAAAGGAUUUGGGAUUCUCACCCUUUGCAUGUAGAUUUGCCAGUGCCUAACUAAUGAAAACAGCCCGGAAAUGGUGGUAUACGUCGGGUUCCCUCAACGCUUUUUUAAUGAUAUGCCGAGUGCGAGUGUCGAACGUGAUGUUUGGAUUUGUGAUCAGCUUUUAUUUAUCAUAAAAUUUAGUUUUAUUUGUGGGUUGGAAGCGCGCUCGUUCUAAGUGCAUGCACGUAGAUCUGACCACAUGACCAUUCUGUGCUGGCGUUGGACGAUGUAUCAUUAUGAACGACGUAGUGAAAUUGACCGGUAUCGCAUGUACUCGUGUAGCAGCCCUUGUAUUUUCCUGCUUUGUAUGUAACGUGCGGACUGACCAGGCCUUCGAUGUGCAGUUCAAAUAUAUUCACAGUUUGCGCAUGCUUUAUAAUGA